Molecule: messenger RNA, 3762 nt
Organism: Sinocyclocheilus anshuiensis
Lineage: Eukaryota; Metazoa; Chordata; Actinopteri; Cypriniformes; Cyprinidae
Product: glutaminase kidney isoform, mitochondrial-like
Exons: 18
Coding region: 128-2038 (636 amino acids)
Biological process (GO): L-glutamine catabolic process
Molecular function (GO): protein binding; glutaminase activity
Source: RefSeq, a predicted model, not a curated record
AGCUCGUCUAUCAGUAGGUGCGCAAAGUGAGGGAAUUGACUGUGCCGUAGCUUCUAGAACUACAAGUUGUCUUCUAGUAUUAUUAAAAAAUAAAGACAUUAAACUGAAUUAGCUCGAAAGGAUUGAGAUGUUACAGUUAAGGGCUUCAAUUGUGCUGAAGGAGUUGGUUCAAACCAGCCCAAAGCGUUCGUUUUCUGACAUUAUAAGGCAUAAGAAAACUUUACCAAACGCGUACACCUACAGCGCUGCUUAUCCAGAUGGCAGAAUAUCUAAAUUAAAGACUGUCUGUAAUGGAAGACCUUUCAUUCUGCCUUUAGCUGGGAGAAGAUUCCUGUGUACAAAGACCGAAGGAGCGAUUGACCCUACAGCACCGGUGAAGAAAGAUGAGUCCGUCCAGGAAACGACGGCAGAGAAGAGAAGGAAGGCUGGCAUCCUGCCCAGCUUGGAAGACCUGCUGUUUUACAGUAUUGCUGAAGGCCAGGAGAGGAUCCCAGCUCACAAAUUCAUUACCGCACUGAAGGCCACUGGACUUCGAACGGGAGAUCCACGGCUAAAAGAAUGUAUGGACAUGUUGAAAGUCACCCUCAAAUCCACAUCAGAUGGUGUAAUGCUGGACCGACACCUGUUCAAAAAGUGUGUCCAAAGCAACAUUGUUCUCCUCACACAGGCCUUCCGGAAGAAAUUUGUCAUCCCUGAUUUCCAGCCUUUUGCCUCCCACAUCGAUACACUUUAUGAGAAGGCCAGAAAUCUCUCCGGAGGACUGGUUGCUGACUACAUUCCCCAACUUGCCAAAUUCAGCCCAGAUCUGUGGGCCGUUUCCCUUUGCACAGUCGAUGGACAAAGACACACAGUGGGUGACACUAAAGUGCCAUUUUGCCUGCAGUCAUGCGUGAAGCCGCUCAAGUACGCUAUUGCCGUGCAUGACCACGGCACUGAAUAUGUGCACCGAUUCAUUGGGAAAGAGCCCAGCGGCUUACGCUUCAACAAGCUCUUCCUGGAUGAGGACGACAAACCCCAUAAUCCAAUGGUGAAUGCUGGUGCAAUCGUGUGUACCUCUCUUAUCAAGCAAGGGGCAAGCAAUGCUGAGAAGUUUGAUUAUAUGAUGAGCUUCUUGAAGAUGAUGGCAGGAAAUGAAUAUGUUGGUUUUAGCAAUGCCACAUUCCAGUCAGAGCGUGAGUCAGGAGACAGGAAUUUCGCUAUUGGCUAUUACCUGAAAGAAAAGAAGUGCUUUCCAGAUGGUACAGACAUGACUGCUGUUCUGGACCUCUACUUUCAGCUGUGCUCCAUCGAGGUAACGUGUGAGAGCGCUAGCGUCAUGGCUGCCACAUUGGCCAACGGCGGCUUCUGUCCAAUCACAGGCGAGCGUGUGCUGAGCCCCGAGUCCGUGCGAGACACCCUCAGCCUCAUGCACUCCUGCGGCAUGUAUGACUUCUCCGGACAAUUCGCCUUCCAUGUGGGUCUACCAGCCAAGUCAGGUGUGGCUGGCGGUAUUCUGCUGGUUGUGCCCAAUGUGAUGGGCAUCAUGUGCUGGUCUCCUCCGUUGGACAAACUUGGCAACAGUGUCCGGGGCAUCCAGUUCUGUACGGAUCUGGUGUCCUUGUUCAACUUCCACAACUACGACAACCUGAGGCACUUCGCCAAGAAGCACGAUCCUCGCAGAGAGGGAGGGGAGCAGCGGGUGAAAUCUGUCAUCAACCUCCUCUUUGCUGCCUACACAGGAGAUGUUUCUGCGCUCAGAAGGUUUGCACUGUCCUCCAUGGACAUGGAGCAGCGGGACUAUGACUCCAGGACGGCGCUUCACGUAGCAGCCGCUGAGGGACAUAUUGAGGUUGUGCGUUUUCUGUUAGAGGCCUGCAAGGUGAAUCCUGGUCCCAAGGACAGGUGGGGCAACACACCUAUAGAUGAGGCGACACACUUCGGUCAUCACGAGGUGCUCGCACUUCUACAGGAGUACAACAAUAAAUACAACCCACCGGUGAACACUGACGCAGAUAAAGAGAGCACCGAGAAAAACCUGGACGGGAUGCUGGAGACGUAACCAUUUCCACUAGCACUAGAGCACACUCUUCUGAAACAGCCCAGAGAAGGACUGCUCCAUCUCAAUAUCAGUGUUUUUUUGGGGGAACAAAAUCAGUACAUUUUUUUUUUCGUUUCACGUUGUCUCCUGUAGUUUUACAUGCUUUUGUGAGACAUUUUUGGCUUGUUGACAGCUUCUACCUUGCAAGAAAGGGCGCAAGUCAUGAUGAUGGCCAUAUUUAAUGGUGCGAAACGACUCCCAGUAGACGCUAUAAUUGUAUGUUCAACCCUUUCGUGCCUGUGUAAAGUUGAUUGAGGUGUGGGGAAUGAUGACUACAGCGAUGACAUUGCUGUCCCGAGGGCAAACGCCUAAACUCAAGCGUAAAGAAUGACACCAAACAAUCCUGUUUAGGAAUUCAGGAGCAUUAAAAACAGCGAGAUUUGGCACGGUUGCGCAAACGCUCACGACAUUUAAAAGCUGCUGGCCAACAUAUCUUCCUCCUUUAUGUUGGAAAAAAAAAGUAGCUUAUCAGAACGUAAUGAAAAUCGAGACGCGAGACUAUUGCAUUUCAAUUACCAAACAAUCGGUCGAGUGUUGCCACGAAUGACGAUUAUCAUUAAGAUAAGGAAUGCGAGAACGAGUCGGGUGUAAAAUUCGAAAUUAUUUAAAGGCUUGCAUGCAUUUUGUACAUGUGUAUCACUUUUAUUUUAUUAUACUUCAUUAUUUGAACAUUUUAACCACUGCCAAAUACAUCGUUAUUUUUUAGUAUUUUUUUAUUUUAGUCUUCACCUUAUUACCAGACAGAUGGUCUAUAUAUAUUCGUCAAUGCACUCAUAGUUGAAAUAUUUACAUGCAGAGCCCCCAAAAUGACUGCAUUUUGAGAAAGCACACAAUGUUGUAAUCUGAGAACAAAAGCGAUCAAAAAUAAAAUAAAAGACACUGCAUUUGUGCAAACCAUCUGUGCAUUUACGUAUAUUUUAUGAAGUGUUAAAUUACUGUAAAUGUAGUUUAUUGUAAGACAAUUGUUUUAGCAGUGGAAAAGUGAUGUCACACUGGGACCAAACACUUGAAGAAAGUCAGUUGGACAGAACUUAAGUUCAUGUCAAAGUAAAUGAAUGUAAACUGUUUUAAAGACACUUCAGCACUAUUCAGUAUUCUUUGACGCAAAUAUUUCUAUUAGACUGUAUCUGGCUGACUCAAGUCGGUGUGUGUACAUGUGCAGUUAAAGCAAUGGUAUAUAAAGAUUCAUCUUUGAUGUGCAAUAAUGAAUAAAAUCGUGUUAGUAAUUAAAAGGGUGUAAUUUUACUUAUACAUUAUACAUGCAGUGGACAAACCCACACAAAACACUGAAAUUCUGACUGGAAAAAAAAUGUCCCAGUUAACUGGAAUUCAAAUAUAUAACUCAAAAGUAAUAACAUUCAAACCUCAACUAUCAGCACAAAUCAUGUUCAAGGUGAAACAGUGCAGGAUGAGCUAUACACCAAAAUAUAAUACUAACCAUGAGCAACACUACCAGUGAUGCAACAAGAAUAUUUUCUUACAUUUAUGCAUUUUAUCCAAAACAACUUACAAUGCAUUCAAGGUAUACAUUUGAUCAGUUAUCUGGGAAUCGAACACAUUUGCAUUUCUACCCUCAUUCUCAACCAGUUCAAAACCUAAAUCCUCUAGAUCUGAUGAGUCUGACAGAUCAUGUUCAAUCGUGUCCAACCCAUGGUCUUCAUUGACAUGCUGUUGUACCGUCUUGG